Molecule: messenger RNA, 1760 nt
Organism: Zea mays
Lineage: Eukaryota; Viridiplantae; Streptophyta; Magnoliopsida; Poales; Poaceae
Product: VAN3-binding protein
Exons: 7
Coding region: 110-1498 (462 amino acids)
Biological process (GO): auxin-activated signaling pathway; phloem or xylem histogenesis; leaf vascular tissue pattern formation
Source: RefSeq, a predicted model, not a curated record
CGCUCCCCCUCGCCACUCGCCACUCGCCACCACAGCCCCCGCGCGCUGUAAGCCCCACGCGCGACACGACCGCGCGCACGCGGAGCAAGCAACCGUCCAGGCUCCCACCAUGACCGACGCGGGCGCCGCCAGGGCCAGGAGGCCGGGCGGCGGCGGCGACGGGGACCUCCCGCUCCGCCCGCCGGAGCCGCCGCGGGACCCGCUGGAGUUCCUGUCCCGCUCCUGGAGCGUGUCGUCGUCCGCGGCCGACGACGUCUCCCGUGCGCUCGCGCCCGCGCUGGCCUCCGGGGCCGCCAUCGCCGAGGACGUCGCCGGGGAGCUCGACGCCGCCUCCGGGUCCUCCUUCUCCUUCGCGUCCGCCGCCACCUCGCAGCUCGUCUUGGACCGGAUCAUGGCGCCGACGUCGGUGGAGGUGGCGCCGCUGACCUCCGGCCGGCUCUCCCACAGCAGCGGGCCUCUCAACUGCGGCGGGUCGCUCUCCGACAGCCCGCCCGUCUCGCCGGAGAUCGACGACACCAAGUUCUGCAGAGCGGUGAGUCUGAGCACGCCGAAGCCGCAGCCGUACGCCCGCGGCGGGAGCAAGACGGUGGGGCGGUGGCUCAAGGACCGCAGGGAGAGGAGGAAGGAGGAGGCGCGGGCGCACAACGCGCAGGUGCACGCCGCCGUCUCCGUGGCGGCCGUGGCCGCGGCCAUCGCCGCAGUGGCGGCGGGCAAGGGUGCGCGCACGGACAUGGCGGUGGCGUCGGCCGCGACGCUGGUGGCCGCGCAGUGCGUGGAGGCCGCGGAGGCCCUGGGCGCCGAGCGCGAGCAGCUGGCGGCCGCCGUGGCGUCGGCCGUCAGCGUCAGGACCCCUAGCGACGUCGCCACCGUCACGGCCGCCGCCGCCACAGCGCUACGUGGCGCGGCGACGCUCAGGGCCAGGGCGCUGAAGGAGGCGUGGAACGUCGCGGCGGUGACCCCUGUGGAGAAGGGCGCGAUGACCGGAGGCGGCGGGCAUCACCUGCACGGCGGCGGCUACAAGCACGAUGGCCAGCAGCAGCGGCAGCGGCUCCUCAGGGAGGUGGAGAGCAGCAACAGCAGCAGCAGCUGCUUGAGCGACGAGCUGGUGCUGGGCGAGGAGAACAACUUCCUAGGCAUCUGCACGCAGGAGCUGCUCGCGCGCGGCACCGAGCUGCUCAAGCGCACCCGCAAAGGGUCGUUGCAUUGGAAGGUCGUCUCUGUGUACAUCAACCGCGCGGGGCUGGUGAUGCUGAAGAUGAAGAGUCGGCACGUCGGUGGCACCAUCACGAAGAAGAAGAAGAGCGUGGUGGUGGACGUGUGCCGGGACGUGGCAGCGUGGCCCGGGCGGCACCUGCUGGACAGCGGCGAGCACCGGCGCUACUUCGGCCUGCGCACCGCGGAGCAGCGGGUAAUCGAGUUCGAGUGCGGCAGCCAGCGCGAGCAUGAGGUGUGGACCAAGGGCGUCGCGCGCCUCCUGGCCGACGCCCGGAAGCGCUGAGCGUCUGGUACUGACAGUGACAGGUACCCGGGUCGCCAUGUAAUGUAAAGUUAGGUCGCUGUAAAGAGCAUGCAUGCAAAUGCAGAUGCAGAGAUGAUGUUGUGUGAUGGCAUCCCGUCAUCAUGCAUGGUGAUUGGGGAGUUACUGACUAUAGAGGAGUUAAUGUUGCCUCUAAUCAGUUGAACUUGCUGAAUGUACAUUUCACAUCACCGGACGUUUCGAUCCAUUUAUUUUUAGAGGAAUUGAAAUUUCGUACCUUUAA